Prorocentrum cordatum is the source of this 2136-nucleotide messenger RNA. Lineage: Eukaryota; Dinophyceae; Prorocentrales; Prorocentraceae. The record is from the annotation of a GenBank genome assembly.
AUGCUUGGGGCAGCCACGCCGAAGGCCCCCAGCGCCCCCCCGCAUGCGGCGGCUCCAGGCGGCGCGGCGCCAGCGGCCUUCGGGCGCCGGCCGGAGGCGGGCGCCGGCGCCGACGGCGCCGGCGGCGGCCGGGGCGAGGCCGGCGCGUGGUCGGUGCAGCGGACGGCGCGGCUCGCGCCCGAGGACAUGCGCAGCGGCCUGGUCGAGCAGGCGGAAGUCAUCGACCGGGGCGUCGUGGCAUCCGUGUCCUCUGCGGUCGAGCAGCUGAACAGCGGCGCUAUCGCGUGCGCCGGGGGCCUGUGCGUCGUGCACUCGUCCUCCCUGCAGGCGGACUACUUGCUCUAUCGGGAGGACCGCUGCAGGGACGUCGCCGACGCGGGCCUCCGCGCGCUGGCUGGCGGCCAAGUGACGACGUCGCCGCAGUCGCUCGCGCCCGCGGCGCCACCAGCCGCGGUCCUCAUGAGCCCCAGCAUGUCGCGCCGAAGCAUCUCCGGUCACGGCGCGCUUCAGGGGACGGCCAGUCCGGCGCGCCUGCCGGACAGGUGCCUGCGCUUCGACUCGCCGAGGAUCGCGGAGAGGUGGACGCCGGCGGCGGCCGGCGGCUCGCCCGUGGGCACGCCGUGGCAGGGCGCCGCCCGCGUGCAGGCCUCGCCCAAGAACGCCGACGUACACACCCCGGCAGCCCGCAUGUCUUUCGCGCCGAUGGACGCCGAUGGCGCCUUCGGCGGCGCGGCGAGCCCGCGACCGCCGCGCGCCGCCGCCGCCGAGGGGCGCGCGCCAGACGCGGACGGCCGCUUCCUGACGCCGAGGUGCUGCGCGCCCUCCGCGAAGCCGGGCGGGGCAGGCGGCGCCAGAGGCACCGGAAGCAUGAGGCGGAGCCUGACCCUGAGCCCCACGCGGUGCCUCCAGCGGGACUUCGGGUCCCCCGCGCGGGCCGCCUUCAUCGCCGUGUCGGAGGAGGCCCAGCGCGAGGCGCCCCGCAGGCCCGCGGAGGGCUCCGGGGAGGCGCACGACGUGGGGGGGCGCCAGUUCCGGUUCCUGGACGUGCUCGGCUGCGGGGCGUUCGGCAUCGUCUGGCGGGCGCGGGAGCAGGACAGCGACGCCGACGUCGCGGUCAAGGUGAUCGGCUGCAAGGACGAGGCGAGCCUCGGCGUCGCGACCUUCGAGGCCGACCUGCUGCAGAUGCUCACCGCGGCGAACAGCCACCUCAGGGGCCACGUGCCGGAGUACGUCGCCCACACCGUCGCCAGGAGCCGGGGCGGCGGCGCGGGCGGCGUGGUGCGGCUGGCGAUGUCCUGCGUGCCUGGCGGCGCCUUCGACAGGUGGAUCUACGGCAUCAGCGACGAGGACCACAAGACGGCGGACAUCCCCAAGUUGAUCGACGGGCACUUCCCGGGUGGCCAGCAGGGGCAAUGGGAGUUACGCCCGACCUGCGCUCUGGUGAGGGAGCUCCUCUCCCAGCUGUCGGGCGUCUUCCACGCGCUGCGGCCCAUCGCCUUCCACCGCGACGUCUCCGCGCACAACGUGCUGAUGGACCUCGCGCCUGGCGCCGGGGGCGAGGCCGCGCGCUUCUCGCUGAUAGACUUCGGCCUCGCGGUGCGCUCCAGCAACUGGAACCAGCAGUGGCGCAACUCCAACCUGGCUGGUGACCCGCGCUACUGGGCGCCGGCCGCCUGGAUGGCCUUCGGCUUCGGCUUUAAGUACGUCGCCUCGCACCCGAACCCGGGCUUCCAGCAGCAGUACCUCGCCCGCAUGGACCACUUUGGUCUCGGCGUGAUGGGCCUCGAGGCGCUGUUCUCGCUGUGCAGCCUCCGGGAGGAGGGCUCGCCGGGCAUGCACGAGGCGAGGGGCGCGUGGGCGGCCUACUGGGCCACGGUUGUGAACCUGUUCCAGAUGUUCCACAACAAGGGAGCGCAGGAGGUGCGGACGUUCCUCUCGCACACGCGCGAGGGCGGGUUGGGCGACCUGGUGGACCGCCUCCGGAGCCUGCGGGAGUCCCUCCGCGCCGCGGCGGUGCACCCGCUGAACGGCCACUGCGCGGCGCUGCUGCUCGUCCUGGCGGACCUGGUGGACGAGACGGGCACCAUCGUCUGGGCGGAGGUGCCCGGCAUGCUCUCCGAGGACCUGGCGGACUGA